This is a messenger RNA of Pieris brassicae (large cabbage white), 1527 nucleotides long. Its product is annotated as potassium channel subfamily K member 9-like. The record is from RefSeq and is a predicted model, not a curated record. Gene Ontology annotation, molecular function: potassium ion leak channel activity. Bases 147 to 1130 code for a protein of 327 amino acids. Gene Ontology annotation, cellular component: membrane. Lineage: Eukaryota; Metazoa; Arthropoda; Insecta; Lepidoptera; Pieridae. The transcript has 7 exons. Gene Ontology annotation, biological process: stabilization of membrane potential; potassium ion transmembrane transport.
UAAGCCUGUUAAAUCCAAUGACUUAAAGGUCUAUGUUGCCAGGUCAUAAAAUUAAAAAAAAAAGUUAAAUCCAUAAAAUCUGAAAACAAAAACAAAAGAAAUGUUUUGAAAUUAUUGAUAUUUUGGUGAAUAAAAAUUUGAAAAGAAUGAAACGACAAAAUGUUCGUACGCUGUCUUUGGUUGUUUGCACCUUUACCUAUUUACUUAUAGGAGCAGCAGUUUUUGAUGCGUUGGAGUCUGACACAGAAAGUAAAAGAUGGGAAGUUUUGUCUGACAUGAAGAAUGGUUUGGUACGAAAAUACAAUAUCACACCAGAAGACUAUCAUAUGAUAGAAAUAGUGAUUAUAGAGAACAAGCCUCACAAAGCUGGUCCUCAAUGGAAGUUUGCUGGUGCAUUCUACUUUGCAACCGUUGUGCUAGCCAUGAUUGGGUAUGGCCAUUCUACUCCAGUCACUGUCGGUGGCAAAGCUUUUUGUAUGGCAUAUGCUAUGGUUGGCAUACCCCUGGGUCUAGUAAUGUUCCAAAGUAUUGGUGAGCGUCUGAACAAAUUCGCGUCAGUGGUUAUACGGCGAGCUAAAUGUUAUUUGCGAUGUAAUACCACUGAGGCAACGGAAAUGAAUCUUAUGUUUGCCACUGGAAUGUUGUCUUCUAUUAUAAUUACAACAGGUGCAGCAGUGUUUUCAAGAUAUGAAGGAUGGAGCUAUUUUGACAGCUUCUACUACUGCUUUGUCACCCUUACUACUAUAGGAUUUGGAGAUUAUGUUGCUUUACAGAAUGAUCAAGCCCUCACAAGUAAGCCGGGGUAUGUAGCGCUGAGUUUGGUUUUCAUUCUGUUUGGAUUGGCCGUGGUUGCAGCCAGCAUCAACUUGUUGGUUCUACGAUUUAUGACUAUGCAAGCCGAAGAAAGCGCUCGUGACGAAGACAAGGAUGGAUCGAAGACGUUGCUGCCAAUAGAUGGUCAUAUUAUUACUACCCGACAGAGAUCCCACGAUGACCAGGCUUCAGUUUGUUCCUGCAACUGUUUGGGAAACAAAACUUGGGACAGUGGCGCCCUCUUACCGCCGGUCCCAUCUCAUGAAUUUCUCGACCAUUCCCUGUGCACAGAGCUGAUUGAACGAGCUUCUAUUUAAAAAAAAAAUAUAAUUAUCUGUGCCAAGAAACCUUUUAAAUGUCAAAGCCACAAAGUUUGUGGUUGCCAUAGACAAGUAACUCUCCGGUUGCCAUAACCAAGAAAUUGUUUAUUAUGAAUGUUAACAUUCAUAUUUCUCUAUUGUAUUUUUAUUAGAAAUAAGAUUGUAGAAUCAUCUUUUGUACCCACAUUUUAUUCUAGAAACUGACGAAACAUUUGCACAAGUGUUUACACCACCUCCAUGGUUAAGUGGUAGAAUUUUAUACCUAUAUUAUCAAGUCCUACAAUUUACCCUUACCCCUAUCGAUUCCCAGCAAAACAAAAAUUAUUUCGGAUUUUUUGCCACUAAAUGCAUUGUAAAAUUUAAAUUGCGUAAUAAUUAUAAUACUUUAUCAAAA